CAAAAUUGUAAACUCAUAAGCUCACCGAGCCAAUCAUUCUCAAGCUCAAACUCAAUUUGAGAGCAAAACUCAUGGUUUGAGCUCAGCCCGGCAUUAGUCAAGUCGAGGUUGGGUUUGACAUGAGCCAAGCCCAAGCUGCUGCAGCUUGGCUCACUUUAUACCCUGCCUAGGACCCUGCUUCAGCAGGACCAGAGAUGGGUUUGACCCGUGGGAUGAUGCUUUCAUUGUAAUUUAUUGAUGAUAACUGCCGUGUAAAUUACUACCUUCUUGAUAUUUUACUAUCGCACAAAUUCCAGCCUAAAUUAUUCGUCGAUGGAAUCGUGUCACAUGAAGCAUUAUUUUAUAAAUUUUUCAUCAAUGGACCACUCUUUUAAUUAUUUUUGCCAUGGACAUGGCCAACUCAGACUGCAUGUACCAAACUACCAGAAUUGCUUCCAAGUGAUAAAAUAAGCAACGGUAACGUCAGAAUCAUAUGAUUAUUUGCUUUCUGGGUUGCCAAUCGUGGAGAAGUUGCUUGCUCGAGGUGGCAUUUGCUUUACUUUCAACCUUGUAUUUGCCCCUCAAAUAAAAAUUGUUGAAGCAUGAAGAUAAAGGAAUAUAGAAAAGGGUCCACUACACGAUUGUCUAUAGCUUAUAGUAUAACUCGUGCUUUAUUAAUUAUCCUUCUUCUCAUUGUCGAUUCUUAGAGACAAGCCAAGGAAGCAUACUUUAAGAUUACCUAAUCCAUGAUGUUGAAUACAGAUUCCAGAAUAUGCCUAUGUUGCUUGUAUUGUUGUCAACUUUUAAGGCACUUAAAAUAGUGGAAAUUGAGACUUACACUACAUGAUCAGGUCUUGUCAUUCUGUUUGGUGUGAUGUUUGUUAUAUAAUGUCAAUUAUCGGAGAAACAGGGCCAAGUAAGUUAAUCAUUUUGAAGGCAUGAUGAGAUUGUCAUCGUUUGAAUUUAUCUUGUUUGUGGUUCUAAUUCUCUCUUCAGCUCCUGCGACCUGGGGAUGGAGCAAGGAGGGUCAUAUUAUGACAUGUCGAAUUGCCCAAAGUCUUCUGGAGUCUGAGGCAGCUCAUUCUGUGAAAAAUUUGUUACCUGACUAUGUCGAUGGCGACUUAUCAGCACUCUGCGUGUGGCCUGACCAAAUCCGACAUUGGUAUAAAUAUCGUUGGACAAGCUCGCUUCACUUCAUCGACACACCUGAUGAGGCUUGCACCUUUGAGUAUUCAAGGGACUGUCAUGAUUCUCAUGGAGUGAAGGACAUGUGUAUUGUUGGUGCCAUCCAAAAUUUCACCUCUCAGCUUCUGCACUACAGAGAAGGAACCUCUGAUCGCAGACAUAAUAUGACAGAGGCCUUGCUGUUCUUAUCCCACUUCAUGGGAGAUGUCCAUCAGCCAAUGCAUGUGGGGUUUACGAGUGAUGAAGGAGGUAACACCAUAGACUUACGCUGGUUCACCCACAAAUCUAAUCUACACCAUGUAUGGGACAGGGAUAUCAUUCUUACAGCUCUAAAGGAUUACUAUGACAAGGACAUGGAGCUCCUUCUUAAUGACAUUGUCUCUAACUUCACUGAUGGAAUCUGGUAUGACGAUGUCUCAUCAUGGAAAGACUGCAACAAUCUCCAUAGCUGUUCAAACAAGUAUGCAACUGAGAGUAUAAACAUCGCCUGCAAAUGGGGUUACAAAGGUGUCAAGGCUGGUGAAACUCUUGCAGAUGACUACUUCAAUUCAAGGAUGCCGAUUGUGAUGAAACGUAUAGCUCAGGGUGGAGUUCGAUUGGCCAUGAUCUUGAACCGAAUUUUUGGCGAGUCUGAUGAGGGAUCUGCAGCAGCAACUUGAAAAUUUGCCUUUCCACCAUACCCCUCCUCCCCCACCAACACAUACACACAGACCAUAAAAUUUGACACAUUCUUAGCUUAAGCUGAUCAUUUAUAUUCAAACCCGCUUACAGAAAUCUGUAUUGUUUAUGUUAUGAUCGAAUAAAGCUCUUUGUUUUUGUUUUUGAUGA
This is a messenger RNA of Mangifera indica (mango), 1992 nucleotides long. RefSeq names its product endonuclease 1. The transcript has 9 exons. NCBI's taxonomy places the organism in Eukaryota, Viridiplantae, Streptophyta, Magnoliopsida, Sapindales, Anacardiaceae. Bases 918 to 1823 code for a protein of 301 amino acids. Gene Ontology annotation, biological process: DNA catabolic process. Gene Ontology annotation, molecular function: endonuclease activity; nucleic acid binding. The record is from RefSeq and is a predicted model, not a curated record.